AUGAACCAGCCAUAUCCUUCAGCCAUAAACUACCCGCAAAUACCACCACCACCAAGAUCUCCAAAUUUAUCACCAUCCAAGUCAAACCCAAGAAACAAUCCAAUAAUAGACUUAAUAGAAACGGAAGAAAAAUAUGUGGAAGAUUUAAGAUGUUUAUUACAGCGAGUUACUAAAAGCUGGGACCGUAAUAAUCCUCCACCUCGUGAAUUAGAUUCCAUGUUUCAACUUGUUGAUGAAAUUUAUGUACAAAAUAGUAAUUUUUACAAUCAUCUUAAUAAUAUAGGAUUAGAUCCGCAAUAUUUAACAGAAUUAGCAGAAAUAUUGAUUAAUUGGGUGGAUCAAAUGGAACCUUCUUAUACAAUUUAUUGUAAACAGUUUAGAAAAGGUUUUGAUGAAUGGCCAGAAAUUGAAGAGAAUUUGGUUCUGCAACAAACAUUGAAUCGGCUUUUGAGAGGUUCAGAACCUGGUCGGAAAGAUUAUAAUCUUUUAGCAGAAGCCAAUACACAUAUUGAUGCACUUAUAGAAUUAGAAAAAAAACAUGCUAAAGGAUCAAACAUAGAUCCGAGACCAAAAAGAAGAGAAAUUGAUCAAAACGAAAUCGAUGAUGAUAAUGUUGACAUGCCAUUACCAGUGCCACAAACAGUAAAAUACACAGUUAUCAAUCCAUUAGAUUCUCAAUCUGACUUAGAAACCCCCUCUUUACCACCACCAAUACCGCAAGCGGUAAAAUAUACAGUUAUUGAUCCGGAAAAUUCUCAAGGCGAUUUGGAAAAGGAUUUAAAAUCCCCGCCAAUUGUUCAAAACCUACUACAUCCACGUAAUUAUCAAUGGACUUUACAGGAAUUUGAGAGUAUGCUAGAUGUAACUGAAGCAGAAAACUUUGAGGCAGUAGAGAUUGGUGUACGCUUAUUUUUAUUGACAGAUUUAUUAUUGAUAUGUCGACAAUUUACUCAGGAGGAAAAAAUACACAAUCCUUUAAAGGAAUUUUGGUUAUUAUUUCCACCAUUAAGUGGUCGCCACUUAGUUCUUGAAGAUAUAGACGAUGAAGAUGGAGACUUGAUGAGUUUGACAGUUCUAAAAAAAGAUACUUUAAUUCUUCGCGCAGAAAGACAAGAAAUUAAAGCAACAUGGUUCGAAGCAAUCUCAAAAGUAAUAGAUUUUGCUGUUCAAGCGGCAACUCCACAGAAUAACAAUAAAAAUGAAAUGGUACCAUCACUUCGUAAAGUUGGUAGCAAUCCCAAUUUUCCAACACCUCGACAACCGAUUGAAAUGCUGAGAAAAAGUCCAAGUAUAGAAAAUUUAUCAAGCACUGAUUCAGGAUAUGAUAACACGUUGAUGAAUAAUCAAUUAUCUCCAUUGCAGCCAUUACAAAACGAUUCAAUGAGUUCAUUGGAAUCGGUAAAUAGUAUUGGAUCAUUUGUAGAGACACUUUAUCAAACGCCACCAUCCGAAAUUUGCCGUUGGAUAAACGAUGAAUGGGAACUGUUUAUUAAUGAUAAGUGUAUAGUAGAAUUGAAGAUGACAUCCAUUAAAAGACCAUGUUUAGUUGUUUUACUAGCUAAAAAUGGGCAAAUGAUUCUCAAUUCGUGGAUUCAUUCUCAUACUACACUAUUUCGUGAAUCAAAAGUAGCUGUAAGUGUUUCAUGUGAUAUUGGUCCAGAUACCGAAUAUUACCGGUUUAGCACCCCAACUCCAGCUGAUGCAGACAAUUUAGUUGAAAGUAUAACAAAAGCAAAAGCAAUGACAAAUGAAGUAAUAGUACCCCAGGCACCGAUACAAAGUGAUACAGGACUUCAAGUACCCGGAGGAAUAAUUUAUUCCAGGUCAUCUUCAUUACAAAAAAAUGAGCAAGCAAGUGAAUUAGAACAAACCGUUACACAGGUAAUGGAAUCCAGUUGUAAAUUAUUUUUAAAGAAUGAUUAUGGUGUAUGGACAAAUCUUGGACGGGGUAAUAUGAAAUUGUCGUUAGAAACACCUUCACAUCGUAAAAGAAUAAUUAUAUAUUCUACUAAACAAAAAUCAAAAACAAUUGACGCAAUCGUUUGGGAAGCAGGCGUUGAGAGAAUAAAUAAAUCAAGUGUAGCAAUCACAUUAAACAAUAUUUCUUCCAAUACUCCUAUCGUAUACAUGAUACAAUUCAAUGAUGAAAAAACUUCAAUCAAAGCUUUCGAGAUCAUGAAAGGUGUUAAUUAA
This is a messenger RNA of Entrophospora candida, 2193 nucleotides long. NCBI's taxonomy places the organism in Eukaryota, Fungi, Glomeromycota, Glomeromycetes, Entrophosporales, Entrophosporaceae. The record is from the annotation of a GenBank genome assembly.